This is a messenger RNA of Scaptodrosophila lebanonensis, 2047 nucleotides long. Its product is annotated as ubiquitin-conjugating enzyme E2Q-like protein CG4502. The transcript is spliced from 6 exons. Bases 466 to 1386 code for a protein of 306 amino acids. The record is from RefSeq and is a predicted model, not a curated record. Lineage: Eukaryota; Metazoa; Arthropoda; Insecta; Diptera; Drosophilidae.
AACUACGCGGAUGCCAAACGAAAGCUUUUAACUGGAUUUUUUUUCCAAGUAAAAAGAAUUUUGCAAACGGUGCUGCGUAGUGCGCGUUUUUAAUUUACAAUCGAAUAAUUUACAUAAAAUUUUCAAAGUUAAUUUUUAAAACCCGGUGUGCACAAUUUGUGAACAUUUUCAAAUCAAAAACCAUUGAUUGAUUUUUGCGACCAAAUAACGACGACGGCGUCGCUGCAAGCAAGGCCAUUUAAGGACCCACCUGCACUCCACUGAAGAGAUAAGUUAAACCGCACAAAACCAAAGGCUUAUUCCAUAGACCGAUGCAGAAGACUGAAACCACCACCAUUCCCACAACUUGUAAAUAGAAAUCAAGCCACCGCUCAAAAGGAGAAACACAAUUACAAGAACAACAAGGAAUUCAACUGCAAUUAAUAAGUUUAGAGACACAGUCGCAUCAAGGUAGUCACGACCAAAAUGUCAUCACGUUCCAAAGAAAGAGUUGUCACUGCGUUCCGUAAAAUCUUCCAAAAGUCCACCAACAACAACAACAAUAAUAAUAAUAACAACAAUAACAACAACAACGACAAAAGCAGUGAUAAAGUCGACGCAGUCGCCAAUGGGGCUGCCAACGACAACAACAAUGUCGUUGUGGUGGGCGCAGCCGAGGCCAUAAAUAAUGUGGCAGCCGGCGGUCCUGCAUCCUCCUCCGCAUCCACUUCCGGUGCUACGCACAACAACAGCAACAACAACAAAAAUGCGGUGGUCCGCAUGGCCCCCGAACAGCCGGUCUGCGAAUCGCCGGGCAAACGUCGUCGACAGGAUCACAAAGUGGCGCCUGCAGCUUCAAAGAAAUGCGGCUCCCUAUUGGCCGCACCUGACCAAAGUAUACGCUCGCGUCGCCUCAUGAAGGAGUAUCGCGAAAUGGAACGCCUCCAGCGACAGAAUGAUGCCGUUUUCACAGUGGAACUGGUCAACGAUAGUCUCUUCGAGUGGCAUGUACGUCUGCAUGUCAUCGAUCCGGACUCGCAUCUAGCACGCGACAUGGUUGAAUUGAACGUGCCAGCCAUACUUUUGCAUUUGAGUUUUCCCGACAAUUUUCCUUUCGCACCACCGUUCAUGCGUGUUGUAGAGCCGCGCAUCGAGAAGGGGUAUGUAAUGGAGGGCGGCGCCAUAUGCAUGGAACUGCUAACUCCACGCGGCUGGGCCAGCGCCUACACUGUGGAGGCGGUGAUUAUGCAGUUUGCGGCCAGCGUGGUUAAGGGUCAGGGUCGCAUAGCACGCAAACCAAAAAGUACAAAGGAGUUUAGUCGCCGUCAAGCUGAGGAGUCGUUCCGUUCGCUGGUGAAGACUCACGAGAAAUAUGGUUGGGUUACGCCCGCCUUGGCCGAUGGCUAAGAAACAGCUUACUUCAGUUGCUCAGCUACUCUUAUAUUUGCCAACUUAGUCAACUAAUAUGUAUUAGGAACUUAAGAACACCCCACAUAUGCAGCUCAUUUACAACUACAUACACAUAUAUACUGGAGAAGACAACGUGCGACCAUAAUGAUGAUGAUGAUGACGACUCUUCAUAGUUUUCCUCUUUAACAAUGUUUCGUUAUAAAAAUGAAAUUAUGCUAUUUGUCAAUGCGGCGGCAACGAUUCCUUUUAAUUUCACUAUUUAGUUACGUUACCGCCCGAUUCGAUGAAAACUGCAAACGAUAUCAAUUGUCUGAAAUGCUAAACCAUCCAAAAACAACAGCAAACAAGCAAAAUAUUAGUCUAAAUUCGAGAUUUAGUCUGUAAAACAUUGAAGGAAAAUGAAGGAAGUGAAGAGAAUACCUAAUAUUUAAGUCGUAAACUGAUGCUCACAAAGGCAUAGGACGAAAGGAGAAUCAAGUAUUAUUUAUUCAGCGAAUUUGAAUAAUACUUAUUGAAUAAUAAUCGCGUAGUUCUUAAAGAAACACUGAAUAUAACUAUUAAAUUGUGUUGCAUUAAGUUGUGUAAAAAUUUUAUUUAAAAUUAGAUUAAUAUAACAAGCUAAAAAAUACACUUAAAAUAAAGUACUGUGUUAUUAUGA